Eurytemora carolleeae is the source of this 1480-nucleotide messenger RNA. RefSeq names its product diphthine methyltransferase homolog. Gene Ontology annotation, molecular function: protein binding. The record is from RefSeq and is a predicted model, not a curated record. The transcript is spliced from 11 exons. NCBI's taxonomy places the organism in Eukaryota, Metazoa, Arthropoda, Copepoda, Calanoida, Temoridae. The coding region runs from base 27 to 1040 and encodes 337 amino acids.
CUAGUUGAAUUAUAUUUUAAGAAAUAAUGACAGAUGAAGAGCAAGGAUUGGUUCGGCCGGAAACUCUUUUCUCCUUCGAUACAGAAUACAGUGCUGAUAGUUGUGAGUACAACCCGGAGCUGGGUAUUCUAGCUACUGGAACAUAUCAGGUUAACAAAUUGAACCCUGAAUCUGAAAGUCCUGAAACAGAGAAGUUAGGACGCAUAUACCUUCAUAAGCUUACUCACACGCCAAACCCUGAUUCACAGCCUGAGAGUCCUGUGGGUCUGGACUCCCACCUUGUAUCUCGCUUAGAGAGUCCUGCAGUUUUGGAUAUGAAAUGGAGUAUGCGUGAACCGGUUUUGGGGGUUGUUAACGCUAAGGGUCAACUUGUUAUUUAUAAAUAUACACCAGAAGAACAGACUGCUUCUAUGCUUAGUUCAACAGAUAUAUCAGAAGGAUUGGCUUUGGCAUUAGAAUGGAACAUUUACUAUGAUCGUAUAAUUGUGAGUGAUUCCAAGGGGAAGGUUCGAGUUUUAAACUAUACAGACUCAGAACCAGUGGUUAUUAAUGAGUACAGUGAACAUGGUUACGAGUCCUGGACUUGUUGUUUCUCUGCUAGAGAUCCUAAUCUAGUUUUCUCCGGGGGAGAUGAUUGUAGUUUAAACUGCUAUGAUCUGAGAACGGAUGGUUUGGUACAUAAAAACUCUAAAAUCCAUAGUAUGGGAGUUACAGCUAUGAUAUCAGACAGGGAAAAGGAGCAUCAAUUAAUCACAGGUAGUUAUGAUGAAUGGUUGAGGAGAUGGGACGAAAGGAACCUGAAGCGAGAGGUUGACAGUAUCCAGGUGGGGGGCGGAGUCUGGAGAAUUAAACAGAGAGGCCAAAGGUUCCUAGUAGCAGCUAUGCACGGAGGCUACCUGGUUCUUGAUAAUAUGGAUAUAAUUGCAAGGUACAAGCAUGGAGAAGAGAGUUUAUCCUACGGAGCAGACUGGAUAAAUGAUACGACAGCUGCCUCAUGCUCAUUCUAUGAUCAUGUUCUAAAACUCUGGAGAUUUUCAUAAUCAUCUCUUGAUCCUUGAUCAUGUUUUUUAACCUUUGUUUGCCAAUCUAAUCUUCUCCGUGUUCAAUUGUAUAUUUUUUCUCCUUCAGAAACAUGUCAUGGAAUGGUUAGCUAACAUCCUUAGUCUUAAUACUACAGUUUCUACUGAGAGAGACUGGACAGGUGUGAUAUCAGAUAUAGGUUCGGAGCUACAAAGAAUAGUUCUCGAUUACGCCCUGCUUCCUUUAGGAGGGUUUCUGCUUAGGAACGCAGAGGAAGCCGUAAAAUAUUCCUUGAACGGAGAUUACCAAAGAUACGAGGAGGUUACAACCAGAUCAUUUAACUCUGCUCUUUCCUGGCUUCAACUCUCAUCAUUCCAGUCUAAACUUAUCUGGGAAUUCUUCUUGAUAAUCCUUGGAAAUAGUUUGUUUGUUCUGAUUGCCUGGAAGUGGUACGGAGAAA